Symbiodinium sp. CCMP2592 is the source of this 573-nucleotide messenger RNA. The record is from the annotation of a GenBank genome assembly. Lineage: Eukaryota; Dinophyceae; Suessiales; Symbiodiniaceae.
AUGACGACAAAGGAGGUGGAAAACGAAGGUGAAGUGUCCAAGGAGGCCAAAACGCUGGCCAAACGGUGGAUCCAUGAAAUCGACGGAAUGCGAGAGCGCGGCGCAGCCGGUCGCAUCAUCAUAGCAGGCAAUCAUUUGGGCAGGCCUGACCUCGACCUCAAUUGGCAGGUUGUUGCCUUGGCCAUGCAGGUGUAUGGCUCCAGGCCCAGUGUUUUUGUUUUGAAGGAUGCAGUUGCAGAGUUCUUUGGAUCCACACGUCCUCUUGGAAAGCCUGUUACAGGUAAAUUUAGCAAAAACCAGGGCUGGAGGAUCAGGAAAAUUUAUGAAGCUUUGGACAUCCCUAUUCCAGAAGGUCGUUCUUCAUCUUCGUUGCCGGAUGUGGACAGUGAAGAGGAAGACAGUGCUGAGAUUGAGGCUGGAUGUAGGGUUUUUGAACCAGGCUUUACAGAGGUUAUUGUGGGGUUGAUGCCAUCACAUAUUCAGGCAGAAGAGGGGGAGGAAGAGCAGGCCACAGAGGAUGAAUGCGAGGAAGCUACCAUGCUGAAUCGAGUGAAGUCGCUGGGAAUUGUAUAG